This is a messenger RNA of Amyelois transitella, 2165 nucleotides long. RefSeq lists its product as uncharacterized. Bases 15 to 2165 code for a protein of 716 amino acids. Lineage: Eukaryota; Metazoa; Arthropoda; Insecta; Lepidoptera; Pyralidae. The transcript is spliced from 2 exons. The record is from RefSeq and is a predicted model, not a curated record.
UGUUUCUCUUCCAGAUGAAUGAGAAUGACUUCGUAUGUGAAGCAUGCAGAGAUCUUUUGAUAUUUGCAAUAAAUGAUAAUUUGCAACAAGAAGUUACCAGUGGUGAUGGAGAACAAGCUGGAUCUAGUCAGAGGGGCCACACUAAUGUGUGCCUUCUUUGCGGUUGUUCAAUUACACAAAGGCAAAGUGACAGGAUACUAAGAGACAAUCCUAAUGAACUCCAUCAAUCUAUGAUAGACAUAAUCAAGAACAAAGUAGCGCCACGGCAGGUAACAACUACCGAUAGAGUAUGUCAUGCAUGUUGGCUGAGAACUCAAAGAGAAGUACGUAGAAUGCAUCAUGUGGACAGUGAACAUGGACAACAAUCUGCAUCAGACAUUUCACAAGAUCGGGAGGAGUCUUCUGAUUUAAAUGAAAGAAGACCUGAGGGUGUGGAAGAUGAAACAAUCACACAAACGAUUUUAAUACCUGGAUAUAAAAGAGCUGCAAACAACAAUAAAAGGUGUGUUUUUCUCAAUUGCCCUCAAACAACACUGAGAAGCAUAUCAGAUAAUUUUCGUGCUCUUUUGAUUAAAGAUCAUAGGUUUUAUAUACCUAAAUUAGCUCGUAUAUGCGAUGAUCAUAUAAAUAGCAAUUUGUGGGGUACACUUUUCGAAGCUGAUAACUCCAUUGAAACAUUUAGUGCUGAUCAAAUAGCACAUGUUUUUUCAUUUGUCAAUUCUUUAAAUGUGACAAUAGAUUUUGAAAACCCAUUAGAAAUGGAUGAUCAGCUAUUUCGCUACUGGAUUGGGUAUACAAAGGAUCAAUUCCGUACACUAUUAGAAGAAAUGCCUCGAUUGAGUGAAAUUAGAAAAGGGACAGUGGGUUUAGCCAUACUGUUAAUUAAAAUGAGAACUGGAGACUCAGAUGAAAGAAUCUCUUUAUUAAUUGGAAUGCCAAGAAGAACAAUGGAGACAUUAAUGCAUAAAGUGCGUGAAAUUCUUGUACAAGACUUUGUUCCUUCCAAUUUAGGCAUCAAUCAUAUAUCAAGAGAACAGUUGCGUCAACACUCUCUAUCAAUCCCUGAAGGUUUAUAUGGGAAUGGAAGUAAUGCCAUUGUUAUUUGUGAUGGUACAUACAUUUAUAUUCAUAAAAGUUCCAAUUACAUGUUCCAAAAACAAACUUAUUCCCUACAUAAAUACCGAAACUUGGUUAAACCUUUCUUGAUUGUAGCAUGUGAUGGUUAUAUUAUUGAUAUUUUCGGCCCAUACAAGGCAACUACAUCAGAUGCUGAUAUUAUGAAAAGCCUCUUUUCAGAAGGAUCUGCUCUAAGAUCAUAUUUUUUAGAAGAUGAUGUGUUCAUUUUAGACCGUGGUUUCAGGGAUAGUAUUAGUUUAUUAGAAGGAUGUGGGUAUAGAACUUGUACACCAGAUACACUUUUAGAAGGAGAACGCCAACUUACUACAGCUCAAGCCAAUGAGAGUCGCUGCGUAACACUGUGUAGAUGGGUAGUAGAGGCUGUAAAUGGUCAUUUCAAAACUAAUUUUAAAUUAUUUAGACAAGAAUACUUUCACUUGGCUCUGCCUAACUUAUGUGAACUUUUUUCAAUUGCAGCGGCUCUAUUAAAUAGGUUUGGUGUUCGAUUUCAAGACAAUGUGUACGUAAAUGAAAUAUUAGAGAUAAUAAGAGAACGUAAAACACUUGAAAAUAAUUUAUCAAAUAAAAUUGAUGAAUUAAAUAUGAAUAGACGCACAUCCUUCUUUGAAAGCAUCACAGCUGAUAGAAAUAAUAUUUCAUAUUUCCCUGUAAUGGAAGAGAGAGAUUUAAUAUUAUUCGCUCUUGGAACUUACCAGAUUAGGCAAGCCCGGUCAUACUAUGGGGAACAUAUUAGAAGUCAUGGGGGAUACAGGAUAGAAGUGAGUAGAGAAUAUGUGCGAUCAUCUGAAUAUGAUCUUAGGGUGCGUCCACAUCUGGCGAAUGUGCCGCGAAUGUGCAGCUCGCGAGCCGUUUGCGAGCUGCGCGCGUACAAUUUUGUUCGAGCGCCGCUCCUGCGCCGCCCGCGCGCAGUUCACGCGCAACCUAAGCGCCGUACGCGAUCAGCGCGCGGGCGGCGCGCUAGCGGCUCGCGUCUUCCUUCCACCCGCGUCUCAAUCCCCGCACCCCUUACCCGCUCAGUUCGUUUCUGA